Capsicum annuum is the source of this 1115-nucleotide messenger RNA. Its product is annotated as secoisolariciresinol dehydrogenase. The transcript is spliced from 3 exons. NCBI's taxonomy places the organism in Eukaryota, Viridiplantae, Streptophyta, Magnoliopsida, Solanales, Solanaceae. Bases 214 to 1005 code for a protein of 263 amino acids. The record is from RefSeq and is a predicted model, not a curated record.
GUCAGAGGCAAAGAUAAUGUGGGUAUAUAUAUUUCGCCAAUAAAAAACAUAUACUCAAUUUUGUGGCUAAUAAUCCUUCUGUCCUAUCCCUUAUAUUAAAGAGCAGAAAGAAAAUCCUUUCUCAUAAUUUGUCGAAUCACGUUGAUAUUUCUCCAAGUGUCUACGCAAUAAUUUUGCUUUUCUCUGGCUUUGAGGGCUAACUUUUUAUUUCCAAUGGCUGCACAUUUUGCAAGAAGGUUAGAAGGUAAAGUUGCAAUCAUAACUGGUGCUGCUAGUGGCAUUGGUGAAGCUGCUGCAAGACUUUUCUCGAGACAUGGAGCUAAAUUGGUGAUUGCAGACAUUCAAGAUGACUUAGCUCAAAAAGUUUGUGAUAAUUUGGAUGCAUCAUCAACCACCUUUGUUCACUGUGACGUUACAAAAGAAGAAGACCUAGAAAAUGUGGUGAACGUUGCAGUAUCCAAGUAUGGAAAGCUCGACAUCAUGUACAACAAUGCUGGUAUUACUGGAGAAAUAAAAUUCAACAUUCUUGAUAAUGAAAAAUCUGAAUUUGAGAAAGUCAUUGGCAUUAACCUCGUAGGUACAUUUCUGGGGAUUAAACAAGCAGCCAAAGUCAUGAUCCCCCGGGGACAAGGUAGCAUAAUUUCGACUACUAGUGUUGCUGCAUCAGUAGGUGGUGUUUGUCCUCAUGCCUACACGAGUUCAAAACAUGGCGUGUUAGGACUCACUCGGAAUACUGCAAUUGAUUUAGGACGUUAUGGCAUUCGUGUGAAUUGUGUGUCGCCAUACGCUGUUCUUACGGAAGCGGCUUUAGUAACCUUAAAAGAGAUGGGUAAAAAAGGUUCAAAUAUUUAUUCUACCUUAAAUGGUGCUACACUUACUCCCAAUGAUGUUGCUGAAACUGCUGUUUUCCUAGCAAGUGAUGAGUCCAAGUAUGUGAAUGGCCAAGAUUUUAUUGUUGAUGGAGGAUUCACUGUUGAGAAUAUAGGUUUAUCAAUGUUCAAGUAAUUAAUUUUACCUAACUAAUGUAAGAGAAAAUAACAAAAUGAUCUAUAUCGGAUAUUUUUGUUACUUUCUGAUGUGGUUUGGUUCACCUCAAUAAAAGUCAUGUUUACUUC